CAAAACUUUUCUGAGCACACUACCGCGAGGAAAUGUAUUUAUUUUUUUUAAUAUUAUAAAUCUGUUUAUUAUUUAUAAUUAAUGCAAUUUAAUGUUCAACUUGUGUAUAGAGUUUUAAGCAUAGUUUGUUUCCUAUUCUGGAAUCUGAGGAAUAAUCUGAAAGAAAGACAAGAAAAGUGAAACGCAUUCAUCCAACCACACUCACACAAACUUAUCAUAGAUACACAGAUUUAGGAAAAGAAAGGUAUAUUUAUCUCUUCAACACCACUUACUACCGCUUCUCUCUUUUAUAAGUUUGUAAAUGAAACUAGUUAAUUUUUGCAUUCGAGUAUUAUUUACCUAAUAGGUAUAUUCUUUUAAAGAAAAAUACCAGUUAGAUUAUUUAUUUUAUUUAUAGAAAUUUUACUUCUUUAUUCAUCUUGUUUUAUCUUGUCUAAUGACGUCAUGGGCGGGGGUGAUUGUAAGAUUUUGGACCAAAAGUGAGGAACUCUUUGGAAAUUAUCAACAACAAUAACAGAAGCAACUCCGAAGUUGUUUGUUUCAAAGGCCUAAUAGGAAGUAACGUUGUCGAGCUGUUAUGAAGAAAACAAAAGAAAUGUCACUGCUGAAAGAUUUAGAGAAAGUAUUGAAGACUAUGGGUAAAAAGUACCCUGGUAACUUUGUACUUGGAAAUGCAAAGUCUGAUGGGCUACCAGUUGUGUACUGCUCAGAGGGAUUCUUUGAGAUUACUGGCUUCCGACGAAGUCAAGUCAUUGGCAAGCGGUGUAGUUGCAGUUUCCUCUAUGGAGCCCUCACAAAAGAGGAGUCAAAGCAAAAAGUUGAAGAUGCUCUUAUCUAUCAACAGGAAACAAAAGUCAAUAUCUGCCUUUAUACCAAAUAUGGAAAUCCAUUUUGGUGUCAGGUGGAAAUCAUUCCAAUCACAAAUGAAAACCAAGAAGUAGUUCUUUUCUUAGUAUCUUUUUACCAGAACAUGCCAAAGGACCAAAAUAUAGAAUCCGAAAUCACAGAACAUGACCCUGAUAUCUUAUCAAGUCCAACUAAUGAAUCAAAUUUCCAAAAACGAAAACAGAGAGGAAGACAAGUACUCUUUAACUUAUCGAAACAGUUUAAGUCCAGUAGGAAAAAGAUGUCCCAGUUAGACAAGCUGCAAGAGGCUGUAUCUGGUCAACAGACUGUGCCAGAGUACAAAGUGGAAGUCCAAAAGAAAGGCAGGGGAAUAAUUCUUCAUUAUGGCUUUGUGAAAGUCCUCUGGGAUUGGUUAAUUAUGCUAUGUACCUUUUACAUUGCUAUUAUGGUGCCUUUCAAUGCUGCAUUUAUUGUUGGAGAAUUUGUCAGGACGACAAUUUAUGCUGAUGUUGCAGUGGAGAUCAUUUUUGGAAUUGAUAUCAUUUUGAAUUUCCGAACAACGUAUGUCAGUAAUACUGGUCAAGUGAUUUAUGAUGGAAAACUUAUUGCUUUGAACUAUAUAAAACAGUGGUUUCUCAUGGAUCUUCUGGCUGCUAUUCCUUUUGAUUUACUUUAUGCUUUUCAAGUAGAAACGGGUACCCUUAUUCCAUUGCUGAAGGUUGCCAGGUUACUGAGAUUAAUACGGUUGUUCCAGAAAAUGGACCGUUACUCACAAUAUGGAAGUGUUGUGAUAAUCCUGUUGCUGUCCAUGUUUACUUUAACAGCCCACUGGUUAGCUUGUGUUUGGUACAGCAUAGGGAAAUUUGAACUACAGAAACAUCCCACAAGCUGGAGGAUAGGCUGGCUGAAUGAAUUGGCGGAUACAUUAAACAGACCUAUUAUGAAUCGCACUCAUUUACCUGAUAUGUGGAGUUGUUACUUAACAGCUCUGUAUUUUACAUGUAGUAGUUUAACUACAGUAGGCUUUGGUAAUGUAUCAGCCAAUACAAAUGCUGAGAAGAUCUUCUCUGUUUGUGCAAUGCUUAUUGGUGCAAUGAUGUAUGCUUUGGUGUUUGGUAAUGUGACUGCUAUUGUGCAGAGAGCUUACGCGAGAAGAGCUACAUUUCACAUGAAAACUAAUGACUUAAAGGAAUUCUAUCACACUUACAAUAUUCCGAAACCUUUGAAGCAUCGAAUCCAAGACUAUUUUCAGAGUAUGUGGACAAUGAAUAAUGGAAUCAAUCUAAAUGAGCUAUUUUAUGAAUUCCCAGAUGAAAUGAAAGGGGAAAUAUCAAUGCAUCUUCAUAAAGAGAUUUUGUCUUUGCCAUUGUUUAAAUGUGCUACUCAUGGAUGUAUGAAGGCAAUAUCCUUACAAAUUAGACGUACUUUCUGUGCACCCGGUGAAUACUUGAUUCAUCGAGGUGAUGCCAUUAGCUAUCUUUACUUCAUCCUUAGUGGUUCUCUGGAGAUUCUCAAAGAUGACAAAGUGGUGGCACUAUUAGGUAAAGGUGAUCUGUUUGGUAUUGACCUCCAAUUUGAAGAUCCAGUCGCUAGUUCCAGUUGCAGUGUGAAAUCGUUGACGUACUGUGAACUUCAGUGUAUCAACCUAAUGGGAUUCAUCAGUGUCUUGUCAUUAUAUCCUUCUGUAGCAGAAAAAAUUGCUAACGCUGUCCAGCAAGAACUUACCUUCAAUCUCAAAGAUUGUGAAAUUGAUUUAGAAACAGAGAAUAAUUUUGAUAAUACAAGGCCCUCCAUAAUUGAUGGUGAUGAUAGAAAUAACUGCAACAGUUCGGCAAUAGUGCCACGUUAUCUGCUUCCUGGAUCAGGUGAUAUUGAUAAUUUUGGAAGAAACAACUUAAUUCGAAGAUGGCUACGGAAAAGGAACACAUUUCCAAAACUUCAAAAACAACAACAAAGAAGAACUUCUAUGCCAGUACCAAGAAAUAAUGCCAGCUUCUCAUCUUCCAGUACAAUUUCCAGGGAGGACAUGGAAAUUGGAAAUAAUGCACACAUAAAAGGAAAAGUAAACUUCCAAAAUGUCGUGGAAAAAAUCACAAAACGUAAGAAUAUACAGAAUACAUUAAGGAGAAAAAUACAAGAAAUGAAAAAACUUAAAACUCAAAAAGAAGACAGUCAGAAAAAUCUUGAAAACAGUUCAGUAGAAAAGUGUCAAAUGAAAGAACAGAUAAUCUGUCUAACAGAAGAAAUGAACAGAGUUCAUCAUGAGGUGCGAUCAGCUUUACAUCUCUUGUGUGAACUUACCAAUAAAUCAAUGAACAGUGUCUUGGAACAAGUAACUGUUCCUGAGGUGAAGAUUAUCAGAGAUUGCCCAAGAGACAGUAUUGAUUACAACCCAGACUCCCAAAUAAGUGAGUGUACUGAUGAUAAUCCUCAUAUUCCUAGCUCUCCACGACUCACAAUUAGUUCAAAGGCAUUGGCAGACCUGACAGAUACAGAAUUUUCAGAUAAUUUAGAAGAUUCAUCUGUAAAAAAAAAGGUGUUGCAGCUUGAGGCACCUACCCAUCUGGAAGACACACACCAUGAAAUUUCUCCACAGGUGGCACCAAGGAAGAGUAAAGAAGCUAAUAGAAAAAGCAGUGAAAGUCCACAAAUCAGCGUCAUAUUUGAGCCAAAUUCUACAAAACUAAAUUGUCCAGUUAAUUCCAAUGUUGACAUUUUAAGAAACAGAGGCCAAUCAGACAGACCUCAAAGAGCAGCAGCUGAGUCCAGCAGCACUAACCUCACAAAACCACUGCCUUUAGGAUUAACAAAUUUUCCAUUUGCAGAUGAAGACAAUGAAAAGAAAUCUAUUGUAACUGAAAUGACAAAUGUGUAGAACAUAUAUACAUAUGCAUAUAUAUAUA
Molecule: messenger RNA, 3749 nt
Organism: Octopus sinensis (East Asian common octopus)
Lineage: Eukaryota; Metazoa; Mollusca; Cephalopoda; Octopoda; Octopodidae
Product: potassium voltage-gated channel subfamily H member 8-like
Exons: 16
Coding region: 578-3721 (1047 amino acids)
Biological process (GO): potassium ion transmembrane transport; regulation of membrane potential
Cellular component (GO): membrane
Molecular function (GO): voltage-gated potassium channel activity
Source: RefSeq, a predicted model, not a curated record